CCAGAAACUCAAGGAAAAGGGGUUUGAAUAUGUAGAGUUCGACAACAUUGAAAAUUCAGAUGAAAGUGACGCUGACCAAAUCGACUACACUCGAAAAUUGGGCGAGAUCGCCGUCGCAACGGGACUCGGGCCGUUGUUUAAGAAAGCUGCCGAUCUGAUUCGCAAGGACAAGACCGUGCAGGACGAUUAUGUUGGUUUCAUAUGCGAAGAGUCGAUCCAGUGGGGGGACACGGAGGUGUUCCACGAGGUCGCCGCGGGGAAAAAGCCGAUUUAG
Sphaeroforma arctica JP610 is the source of this 274-nucleotide messenger RNA. RefSeq lists its product as hypothetical. The record is from RefSeq and is a predicted model, not a curated record. The annotation marks the transcript as partial. The transcript has a single exon. NCBI's taxonomy places the organism in Eukaryota, Ichthyosporea, Ichthyophonida.